Molecule: messenger RNA, 2494 nt
Organism: Cornus florida
Lineage: Eukaryota; Viridiplantae; Streptophyta; Magnoliopsida; Cornales; Cornaceae
Product: F-box protein At5g07610-like
Exons: 2
Coding region: 677-1789 (370 amino acids)
Source: RefSeq, a predicted model, not a curated record
UAGCCGAAACUCUCCGUCUUAUUUACACUGAAGUCCCUAAGGUUCGAAACCCUAAUUCAUGCAAGGACUCCAAUUGAAGACAGUUUUGAACGAUCUUCAGAUUCGAAGGUAUUUAUGUGCAUAUGUGAUGAUACUUCAUUGUCUCAACCUUGCACGUAAGGAAUAGGCAUUAAGGUCUGGCACGGUCUUGGUUUACCUACAUAUACCCCAUGACCCCUUCUUCGAUUACGAGGGUUUCUGCUUCAUAAGAAAAACGGAAACUUCCUCCACUCGCAGAGACUAGUUAGAUCUGUCUCCGGUAAGAUUUAUAGUUAGUAAGGGGUAGCCCCUCAUUCCGAUCCAUCCCAUCCCUUUGGUGCAUUGAAACUACUGCGGCCUGUCUUCAAACCUAUUGCUCGCCCUGAAGCACACCGUUUUCCUAAAGCAUUGAAUGUAGGUCCGGGAAUGUUCACCGGAAUAAAAAAGAAUCGCCUUUGUGUUCCUUAUUCGAAUAAUAAUGGGCUUCUUUCCCGAUGAUGUGUUGGUUGAGAUACUGUGUUGAUUGCCGGAAAAGCCUCUGACUAGGUUCAAAUGUGUAUGCAAAUCAUGGGAUUAUCUAAUCUCUGUGUUUUGCUUGCCCAGAGUGUCUCUUCCUCUCUGUGGCCUUUUCUUCCGUAGUUAUGCUCUCCCACCUCAUAUGCCCCUUAUAACCACAGACGCCAGUCGCCCAGUACGGGAUGCAUUUUUAAAGCAUUUGGGGCGCUUUGACAACGAAGAGCUCAUUGACUAUGUUUCUGUAGAAGACAACAGUGGCAUUGAUGGUGGUGGUGGAGGAGGAUUUGUUGAUUCUGAAUAUUUGGCCAACUUAUCGUUCCAAAAGACUAAUGCAAAUGACUUUCUUGAUAGUUGCAAUGGCUUGUUUUUGUUCUUCAAUUCCUUUGAUUUACGGUACUAUGUGUGCAACCCUGUGAUGAAGCAAUAUGUGCCGAUUCCCAAAGCCCGCCGCCACCAGCAGCGUCAUUGCUAUGCAGCAUUGGCUUUUAACCCCUCUGAGUCCCUUUGCUACAGAGUUGUACGCAUUGCAAGAUGCAAAAUGAAAAAUAAGCUUGUGUUGGACGUAUACUGUUCUAAUACUGAACAAUGGGUUAGACACCGGGUACAAAUUGAUUCCUGCAUUAAUGGGCGCUCCUGGGUAAGGCAUGCUGUUUACUUUCACGGUGCACUGUACCAGUUAUCUUUGUCUAAGCACCUUUUGAGGUUUGAUCUCAAUGAAGUCGGUGUUCAUGCCGUUGAGCUCCCAUUGACAGAAAGUGCAAAUCGAAAUCUAAUUGGAUGUAUUGGGGUGUUGAUGGGCCGGCUAUGUUAUGCGAGGAAAACCCCCACCAUGUUGUUCAUUUGGUCACUUGAAGGAGACUGUAAGGCCAUGGAAUGGGCUUUGAAGUAUAGGAUCGACAUGGCUAGUUUAAUAAAUGAUUUGGUGCUUUCUAAAGGGCUUUCUCGUUCUCAGUUUUUGUGGUUUCAACCCUUUGCUUUUCAUCCGACUUCUGAUGUUAUCUUCUUGAGCAUUCCGCUUAGGAUCCUGAGUUAUGAUCUUAAAAGGCAAACGUUGGAAGAGGUGUGCAAACCAAGGGAUGGUGUAAUAGUAACAGGGCGAUAUUAUCCAGGCUUUACUUGUUUUCGUCUCCUGGUCUCCCUAAACCAUUUGGGCAAGAUCCAGUGUAGAUCAACUCAGCUAACAUCUGUUUCGCAAGACAUGAAUGUUUUGAGUUUGGAAAUGCCACCUAAUGAAAUACCCAAUGAAGGUGCAUGACAAAUGGAACCCCACAUGGUAGGAUGAUUGUCCUAUGAAUUUGGGGUAUGGGAUUUAUGUUAUUUUUCCAUAAAAGAUGAAACAUUGUACCUGAAUGGGUUUCAAAAUACAAGUUGUGGCUUUUCAUGUUCUCUCUUUGUUAGUGAGCAAUUUACUGAAUUUGCUUCUGAAUGUUGACAUAACGUGUGGAAGAAUGCAAGUGCUCUUUAAUUCAUAGCAUUAGAUGGUAGCUCUUUUUUUUUUUUUUUUUUUGGGAUAAGUGGAUGGUAGCUCUUUAAUUCAUAGGAUUAGAUAAUUAUGUCUGGAGUAUUAUAAUUAUUUUUGUUAUUUUAUUUUAUUUUAUUAUUAAUUUUGAAUUGAUGUUCAAGCCUAGCAAGGCCAACAGAAUACAAAGGAAAUAAAAUAAGCAACACUACAGCCACUGAAAAGAUCAUGAUCCUAUUAUGGACAUCCAGAGGAGUGAAAAGGCAGGAGAUAGAAGCUCAACAUACAGAAGUUAGUUUAUUCAGAAAGUCACUUGUAUAUGAACAAACCAAGCUGAAAUAUAGCAAUUCAAUGAUGAUUAGUAGUGUGUAUUGCAUUCAGCUUGAUUAUUACGUUUUCUUUUAAGUCUAAGGGCAAAUUUAUCCCAGUGUUAAAUAAUUUUAUUUAAAGAAGUUAUUUUUCAAAUAUGAAUGAAAUUGGCCACAUAAAUUCUUUCUUCAA